Molecule: messenger RNA, 1656 nt
Organism: Aspergillus niger
Lineage: Eukaryota; Fungi; Ascomycota; Eurotiomycetes; Eurotiales; Aspergillaceae
Exons: 3
Coding region: 1-1656 (551 amino acids)
Cellular component (GO): cytoplasm
Molecular function (GO): phosphoprotein phosphatase activity
Source: RefSeq, a predicted model, not a curated record
AUGACACGCCGACUUGUUCGAGCGGGCGUGCAGCUCGCUAUCUUCGCAUCUUUCAUCGCUCUCCUCGUCGUGACCUUGGACAACAGGUUCCGUGUCCUUCCUGCCUCCAUCCACGGCCAUCUUCCAUCCCACUAUGCUGGCUACGCCAUUACCGAUGUCACUGUUGUGACUUGUUCUUCCAUCAACGUCUUUUCGAACUGUCAACCAAGCCAGGAGUCCUGGUCACAGAUCGAGAAAGACCUUUACCUUCGCACCGGUUGGACCUCGAGCGCAUUUGUUCGAUUUGAGCGAAAGAAAGAGGAGGAACUGCUUCCUACAGACAAGGUUGUUAUUGACCUUAAGAUCAGCCGACUUGUUCCCGAGUAUUCGGAGGAUCCUGAGGCACAAGGAGAGACAUGGGAGCAGAGACCCGGUGGUAUCUGGCUGAAGCGAACCGCUAAGCGCCACGCAAGUGAUUCGGGGAAAGCAAUCACCGCUAUCGAUGUUCUCUUCGGUGCCGAUGCAGUCGAUCCGCGAAUUGGCUGGGAAGUUAGGGAUACUCCACUGCUACUGGAUAGCAGGACGGAAGAACUGGAAACUCGAAUCAGCGUUCGUCGGGGAGAUCCCCCCAAAACGAAGAAGCCAGUGCCCAGGAUAAACGAAAAUGGGCGCUUCAAGAUCAUGCAGCUGGCUGACUUGCAUCUGAGCACCGGCUUAGGGGCUUGCCGUGACCCCGUCCCGGCUGAACCCGUCCCAGGACAGAAGUGUGAAGCCGAUCCUCGGACGCUAGAAUUCGUGGAAAGGCUCCUAGACGAAGAGCAGCCUGAUUUUGUUGUAUUAAGCGGCGACCAGGUCAAUGGUGAGACUUCUAGAGAUGCUCAGAGUGCUCUUUUCAAGUCUGUUAAACUGCUUGUUGAUCGCAAAAUACCCUACGCGGCCAUUUUCGGCAACCAUGAUGACGAAGGUAACCUGAAGCGGCCGGAACUCAUGACUAUUUUGGAGGAUCUGCCGUACUCUUUAUCAACUGCCGGCCCCGAGGAGAUCGACGGAGUCGGAAAUUAUUAUGUUGAGAUUCUUGGCCGCGGAAGCACCACCCACUCCGCGCUAACCCUCUACCUUCUGGACUCUCACUCGUACUCUCCUGAUGAACGGCAGUUCCGCGGGUAUGACUGGAUCAAGCCGAGUCAAAUUCGGUGGUUCAAGAACACUGCCCAGGGGUUGAAGACGAAGCACCAUGAAUACACCCACAUGCACAUGAACAUGGCAUUCAUUCACAUUCCGUUGCCAGAAUAUCGUGAUCCCAACAACUAUUACCGAGGUAACUGGACCGAAAUUCCAACAGCGCCAGGCUUUAACUCGGGCUUUAAGGAUGCCCUUGAAGAAGAGGGUAUCCUGUUUGUGAGCUGUGGACAUGAUCAUGUCAAUGACUAUUGCAUGCUCAAUCGGGAUAACGAGGAAAAGCCUUCCCUUUGGAUGUGCUAUGGAGGAGGCGCUGGUUUCGGCGGGUACGGAGGAUACGGGGGUUAUGUGCGCCGCGUGCGCUUCUAUGACUUUGACAUGAACCCUGGCCGUGUGGUGACAUACAAGCGGCUGGAGUAUGGCGAGACGGAAGCAAAAAUUGACGAGAUGAUGAUUAUCGACGGUGGCAUUGUCAAAGGGCCUGAACAAGAAGAGUGA